Quercus robur (English oak) is the source of this 1111-nucleotide messenger RNA. Its product is annotated as syntaxin-71-like. NCBI's taxonomy places the organism in Eukaryota, Viridiplantae, Streptophyta, Magnoliopsida, Fagales, Fagaceae. The record is from RefSeq and is a predicted model, not a curated record. The transcript is spliced from 10 exons. The coding region runs from base 1 to 900 and encodes 299 amino acids.
AUGAUCCAGCUUUCCACAAUAAUCAAAACAGUCAAUACAAUAAGUUAUCGUACACCUAAGAAUCACCAUAACCCUACCUUCUCUUUAUAUGUCUCUCCGCUGUCUCCGUCUCAGAACAAGUACGACGUAGAUAAACACAAGGACAAGGACCCCAGCGUUGUUUCUGGUGGGGAUGAUGCUUUUGCUCGUUUAUACGGCGUCGUUGAGGCCGACACCGAUGCUGCCUUCCAGGGUGGGGAACCUUUUGCUGUGAAGAAAAUUGAAAGGGAAAGGAGAAGAAGAAAAAAAUCAGAUGCGGCUGCCAACGAGAAGAACAGGGGUACGGUGGUGGCUUUGAAUGCAGAGAUUAGGCUAACCAAAGCUCGUUUGCUUGGGGAGCUCCCUAAAUUGCAGAGACUUGCUCUUAAAAAGGUUAAAACUAUUUCUAGGUCAAAGGGCUGUCAAGAGCUUGAGGCUAGAAAUGAUUUAGUUUCUGCACCGAAGGAGAGGAUUGAAGCUAUACCUGAUGGAUCUAAUACUAGUGUAGCUAAACAAACUGGUGGUUGGACAGCUUCUGCCUCAUAUGCUGGAAUCAAAAUUGACUCAACUUCAGAUGGAAGAUCUGAUAAUGAGUACUUUCAACAAACCGAAGAAUCGGAUCGGUUUAAGCAGGAGUAUGAAAUGCGGAGAAUGAAGCAGGAUCAAGGAUUGGAUGUUAUAGCUGAAGGAUUGGACACAUUGAAAAACAUGGCACACGACAUGAAUGAGGUCAACAGAGCAACCACUGACCUUAAAGGUGCUAAUGUGAGACUCAAGGAGACUGUAACCCAGCUGAGGUCCAGCCGUAACUUUUGCAUUGAUAUCAUCCUCCUAUCUAUAAUUUUAGGAAUUGCUGCCUAUUUAUACAAUGUCUUAAAGUGACAUUGGUGCUCUUGCAACUACCACCACGGCUCCUCUACUUACUGAUAUAUGGACUCCUUUGACUCGAGGAAUUGUGUGUAUAUGCAUGCAAUGGUGGUUUUUUGGCGUAAUAUUGAUGUGCGUAUGCGUGCUUCCUAUUGUAUAAUGUUAGUGCAAGCGUGUUGGCAUCUGUGUUUCUUGUCUGAUAUUAGUAUAUGCAUGAUUCUCUCUC